ACUAUGGUCGAAGCUCCUGCCCCGUUUCUCCGGAUGCCCCCUACCACCGUUGUCGUUAGGCGCGCGUCCGUGUGUCAGUGUGCGAGCGAGAACGAGACUGCAUCGCUGCCCAUUCAAUUCAUAUUCAGACGCCGACAAACACUGAGAUACAACCAUGGCCUCCGGGGUAACCGUGACAGAAGAUGUGGUGACGGUCUUCAACGAGAUGAAGGUGAGGAAGGCCCAGGUCGGAGAGGAGGAGAAGAGGAAGAGGAAGAAGGCGGUGCUCUUCUGCCUGAGCGAGGACAAGAAGAACAUCGUCCUGGAGGAGGGCCAGGAGAUUCUGCAGGGGGACGUGGGCACCACCGUACAGGACCCUUACCUGCAUUUCGUGAAGAUGCUGCCGCCCGACGACUGUCGCUACGCCCUCUAUGAUGCCACCUACGAGACCAAGGAGACCAAGAAGGAGGACCUGGUCUUCAUCUUCUGGGCCCCAGAAAGCGCUCCCCUGAAGAGUAAGAUGAUCUACGCGAGCUCCAAGGACGCCAUUAAAAAGAAGAUGACAGGCAUCAAGCAUGAGUGGCAAGUCAAUGGUUUGGAGGACAUCAAGGACCGGCGUACCCUGGCAGAGAAACUGGGGGGCCAGUCAGUGGUGUCUCUUGAAGGGAGCCCUAUAUAAAUCCAGUCCCAGGCUUUGUUUGAGGCCUGUAGGAAGACCAGAAUUCAGAAUUCCAUGGGGUUUGGCUGUUCAUUCCAAUCCAGGGAGGGAGGGGGGUGGGACAACGGGAAGAAGACUUCAGAGUGGGAAGAGGGACGGGCAUAUCAUUUUAAGGGUGGUGGGGGGGCUGGUCUGUCAAAAUAUCUGACAAUUUUCACAAUUGCAGACUGUCAUUCCAAUUCAGGAAAAUAAUGAACAACAAAACACAAAAAAAGUGAUUUUAAAAAGUUUAUGAAGGAGAGGGAUGAUGAAGAAUACUAUAAAUAUGAAAUUACACUGCUGAAGGUUUCCUGGGGCGGGGCAGGUGUGUGUUCCUGUGUGAUGAAGGGAUAUAGGUUAGCAAUGAAGGAAAUAGUACGUUUUGAAGGAUAAUGGCAAUGACCACUACAAUUCACAGACAAUUGAAAAUAGCUGGACACUGUUCAGUCUGAAGUAUACAAGCUUUUUUAUUGCCAAACGUAUUGCUCUUAAGCACUUGUAGCUGACACUAAGCGUAGGAUUGCACCAAACCAUGACCCUUUUCUUUUUUGUUCUGUUUACAUUUUUUUGAAUUGCAUAUCCUGUUCUGAACAUUUGUUACCUUGGAUACCUUGAACAUUGAAUUCUUGAUCGGUUUUAAAACUAUGAUUCCACUGAUUCAUUUGUCAAUAUUACAAAGAUAUUCAACCAAAAACAAAAAACAAAAAAAAAUGAACAUUCCUUUUUACAAA
Molecule: messenger RNA, 1407 nt
Organism: Anguilla rostrata (American eel)
Lineage: Eukaryota; Metazoa; Chordata; Actinopteri; Anguilliformes; Anguillidae
Product: cofilin-2-like
Exons: 4
Coding region: 155-658 (167 amino acids)
Biological process (GO): actin filament severing; actin filament fragmentation
Cellular component (GO): actin cortical patch; cytoplasm; actin cytoskeleton
Molecular function (GO): actin filament binding
Source: RefSeq, a predicted model, not a curated record